Messenger RNA from Corvus hawaiiensis (hawaiian crow), 1479 nucleotides. RefSeq lists its product as uncharacterized. NCBI's taxonomy places the organism in Eukaryota, Metazoa, Chordata, Aves, Passeriformes, Corvidae. The transcript is spliced from 7 exons. The record is from RefSeq and is a predicted model, not a curated record. Bases 1 to 1416 code for a protein of 471 amino acids.
AUGCGCUUCUGGGUAAUGGCAAAACGGCGCCGGGGAAGGCGCCCGCUCCUCAGAAACGCAUUUAUUCGGCUGCUUGAACCUGACCCGGCCGCCGACAGCGACCCAGCGCUUUCAGCGCGAUUUUCCGCGGCGUUUCCCGGUGUGGGGACACGGGUGGUGGGAAGCCCUGAAGCACAAGAAGCUGUGCUGCAGGACCUGGCGGCCUUGGUGUGCCCCUGGCUGUACCUGUUCAGGUGUUCCCCUGCUGUGCUGUCGGUGCUGCCUGUUGGAGCAGUGGGGAUGGGCAGAUCCAAAGAGCAGGAGUUAAACCCCACAGAAGUGUUUCGGAGCAGGCAGAGAGAGUGGCGAGCAGAAGUCCCAUGUUUAGAUCUGCCCUUGGAUUGCAAUUCCUCCCGAUGGGUCUGUGCUGCCCAAAGUACAAAGGAGGGAGAUGCUGGAGUACCUGUUUGUUCCCCUGUUGAGCUUGGAAGAGACGCUGAGCGUGAAAUUCCAGGGAAGCUGCGCUUGUGUAGUGACUGGAGUGAGAAGCAGUGGCAGCUGUUUGCCGUGGGCUGGUUUCUCACCUUCACUUCAAUUCCCUGGCAUUGCAGGAGGAGCAGAAAAUUCCACGGCUCCUGGGGAUCAUUUGUCUGCGCUGACUUUGUGCUGCAGCCGGAGCUGUGUCCUAAAUGUAAGGAGCAUCGUAACUUCUGGGUUGUGUCAAGUACAGAACUUCAAAUUUUUUCAGUGUGCUCAUUGUAUCACAAAAGGGACUUGCCCUGUGUCAAAGAUGACAUUGAAAUUGAGGCUUCCGAUAGAGGCAGAGGGAUAGGAUGUAAACCCAAUACAAAUGGAGAAGGCCAGAGGAGCACGGCAACGAGGUGGGUCAGCCCUCUUAGGAGAUGCCAACUAAGAGACAACAGCCUGGUGACAGCAGGAACUUCCCGGACAGCGAGAGGCAGCCUUCUUUUGUGCCCAAGGCAGAUUCACAUCCCCAGAUGUCCAAGAGAUAAGUCGAGGGCUAUGACCCACGGAGGGAAUGAAAGCGGGGUGUUGAGUCAGGACUCGCUGGGAGGGGUUUUUGAGUCACCUCUGGAGAUGGGGAUACCCAAGAAGGGGCCCCUUAGGCCACAUAAAGGGAAAGUCUCACAUUUGAUCACAAUGCCAAGGUGCACAGGGCAGAGCAGUCCUGGUGCGUGUUGUCACUUGUCUAUCGUGUGUUCUCUGUCUUUUGGGCAUCUUGUGUCACAGGUCUUUUGCCUUAGCCCUUCGAUGUGCUUGCAGUCAUUCUUUUCACCAAGAGUUUUCUCUCUUCGUCGCAUCCCCUCUUUUGUCAUCACCUGUGUCACGGGUACCUGCAUGUGUUUGGCCUGGAGCUGCUCUGCCCUGUGCACAGUCUGGUAUAUGAGUGUGAUAGGACAGGGCCCGGGGACUUGAAAUUUGUAGCGUAGGGUGUAGUUUGGCCUCUAGAUGGUAUUCCUAGAUUGACACAAGAUGGCU